Molecule: messenger RNA, 1930 nt
Organism: Drosophila subpulchrella
Lineage: Eukaryota; Metazoa; Arthropoda; Insecta; Diptera; Drosophilidae
Gene: nemy
Product: cytochrome b reductase 1
Exons: 5
Coding region: 443-1282 (279 amino acids)
Molecular function (GO): oxidoreductase activity
Source: RefSeq, a predicted model, not a curated record
ACCCGAAAAUACACAUACACCAAGCCAAACAAUUGCAGCAAAAAUUUAGGGACAAGGUGAUAAGUUUUUACGAAAACUUGAGAAAGGAGUCGGAAUGUGAACUUUUCAAGCCAGAGCUACUUCACUCAUAAAGGAAAAUUGAAAAUUUGCUAGUCAAAUUAGAUAAUUGCGUUUUUGUAGAUCCUCUGUGAUUCCACUUGAUCCAUCUAUCUAUCUGUUGUCUAUCAAUUAAGCCGAUUAGCAGCACAUUCAACCCACAAUUAGCGUAAUCUCUUGAGAAUCUCUGGUAGAAUCUCCAUAAUUCCAAGGCAGCCCCCGGAACCAUCAUAAAUUGUGUUUAAUGAGGCAACCCACAUUCCCCACUUUGUGUUUGGGAACACAUAUAUUCUAGUCUAAAUCCCUUGUUAACUUUGUAAUAUAAGUGAUAGAUAGACCUAACAAUAUGAAACCAAUUGACGGACCCUUUAUCGAUGAACUGAACCGCAUGAUCUUUCGUCGUCCCAGCUUUAUAAAAAGCCGCAAAAAGAAACGCUAUGAGGAGGAUCCGGAUAAUGCCUGGAACUGCUGCUCCUGGUGCGAGUACUUGCUUAUCGUCAUCCUGUCCACUAUCCUCCUGGUGGGCGUCCUGGUCCUGACCCUCUUCUGGGUGAUGUUCUACCGGGACGGAUUCGCCUGGUCGGAGAGUCCCAAGCAGCAGUUCAACCUGCAUCCCAUCUUGAUGAUCGCUGGCUUCGUGACGCUGUCCGGAUUUUCCAUCUUGAUCUACCGUUUGUGCCGAUGCGUGAAGCACAUCUAUGUGAAGCUGAUCCACAUGUUCUUCCACGCCGUCGCCAUUCCGUGCAUCGCCCUGGGUUUCCUAUCCGUCUUCGAUUCCCACGAGGCGUUGCAAAAGGUUAACUUCUACAGCCUCCACUCGUGGCUGGGCCUUGUGACAAUGGGCAUGUUCGUGCUCCAGUUCGUGAUCGGCUUCUUCAGUUUUCUGGUGAUGUUGUGCUGUGAGAACAAGACCUACAGCUGCCGAUCCGCCAUGGUGCCCAUCCACGCCAGUUUGGGCCUAGCCAACUUCUGGCUGGCCAUUGCCACAUCCGUCACGGGACUGAUCGAAAAGGAGCGCGAAACCGUCAAUGAGACGAACGUGAGCCAGGAGAACAAGCUCAUCGAGCAUUACAUCACCAGUGCUAUCGGGAUCACCCUGAUCUUCAUCGGCAUCAUCGUGACGUUUGCGGUGCGGCGGUCCAACGCGCCCGCCUCCGCGAAGGUUUACGUGACGGAGCGCAUUUAGACGGGACGCCCGGCUCGGCGGAGUCUCCGUCGCCGGAUUUUGUCCACGGCCAGGACUGGAAGCGAGUUGCAGCAGGUGUAUCCGAGGAUCCAGGACCUCGGUGACUUCGACUGGACUUGGGGAAAUGGAUCCACGGUGUCCUUUCGCCAAGCAUAGCGCACAGAGACCACGCUUCUACAUCUCUAUCCGAACCCUUUGUAACCUUUAAUAUGCCAAAUUAAAUCCUCUUCAUACACUUAGACUACUCCAUACUAUACGGCGCUAAUCAAAAUCUUUACCACUUUCAACUUCUCAGUAGAUGUUUAGGAUUAGGAAUCUCAGAUGAAAAGAGCCGACCAAGCAAGCAAAUCUAAUCAAAAUUGACGUGUUCAGCCGAACUUACUGAUGCACUAAGGCACUCACAAGCAUGAUUAGCCAGUUUUUUGGUACUAUAGUAGAAUUUUGAUAUAAGCCCAUGUAACUAGUGUAUGUACCGUACCAUGUAACGCAUUCAAUGUGAGCACUCGGACUCAAAUCUGUCGCAUUUGAUGUUUUUGUAAUCGUGCUAAUAUUUGUAUUUAAUGAUGCGCUAAGCAACGUAAGCUGUAAACCAAUUUUACAAACAAAUAAUAAACGAUACUUUUGCCCUGUCUGAGGGGUCUCAUAUUA